Drosophila mojavensis is the source of this 1793-nucleotide messenger RNA. RefSeq names its product putative cyclin-dependent serine/threonine-protein kinase DDB_G0272797/DDB_G0274007. NCBI's taxonomy places the organism in Eukaryota, Metazoa, Arthropoda, Insecta, Diptera, Drosophilidae. Bases 54 to 1202 code for a protein of 382 amino acids. The transcript has a single exon. The record is from RefSeq and is a predicted model, not a curated record.
CAGCAACAACAGCAGCAUCAUCAGCAGCAGCAGCAGACAACAGUAACAACAUAAUGACAACAACAAAAACAACAGCUACAGACAAACAACAUAAGACAAUACCCGCAUCUCAUCACAUGGCUCAUUUGGCACCGCCACCAGCACCACAGCACCACCAACAGCACCACCAGCAACAUCAUCAGCAACAGCAACAGCAUCAGCAACAGCAACAGCAACAGAAACAACACCAGCAUCAGCAUCACUAUCAACAACAAACAGCAACACACAGCAGCAACACAUACGAAAUGUUGUACUCCCACAACCAACAAUCGCACCGCCCGCACCCGCCGCCAAUAGAGCUGCGUGCAACACAACCAACAUCGGCAUCAGUUGCAGCUGUAGCCGCAGCAGCAGCAGCAGCAGCAGCAACACGCCAGCAACAGGAGCAACAGCGUCAACUAAAGAAGCGACAGCACGCUAGCAGCGGCAGUGGCAGCAGCAGCGCUGCCAGCAGCAACAACAGCAACUGCAACAAGAGCAGCCGUACCGCUGCUCAGCAGAUGGCUGAGGCGGAGCACGCCUAUUUGUCCACGCUCUAUGGCAAGGCAGCAGCCAAUAUGCUCAGUCCGCCGCUGAGCGGAGCUUCUGUUGCUGCGCAGCAGGAGGCGCGUCGCAGCAGCGCCUUCGACUGGAGUCUGGGUACGCAUCAGCAGGAUGUGGCCGCCACACGGCACCAGCAACAGUUGCAGCAGCAACAGCAACAGCAACAGCAGCAACAGCAACAGCUGCAGCAGCAGCACCAGCAACAGUUGCAGCAACAACAACAACAGCAACAGCAGCGUGCGCGUCGGGCUGCACCAAUAGAGACGGCCAGCACGCGUGUCGCCGCAGCAGCCGCCGCAGCAGAGCGUCAGCAGCGGCAGGCGAUCAUGCAUCGGCGGCAUAGCAUUUGUGCCGCUGGCAUUGCCAGCCUGUCGCCCGCCUCGUCCACGCACUCGUCGUCGACGGCCGCGUCGCCAACGGCCGCUGCUGCGGCUCUGGCAGCGGCCUCCUAUUAUGGCGCCUUCUCAGCGCCCUAUCAUCAUAUAAAUGCGGCGGCAGCGGCAGCGGCAGCAGCAGCGCACCAUCAUGCACAUGGGCAGCCAUCGCCGACGAUUUAUCCGCCGACGCCGCCGCCGUCAGCGCCCUGGGUGCAUCCCUGGUAUGCGGGCGAUGCCUUCUGAGAGGACACGCGCGCACGCCUGCACUCACGCACGCACGCACGCAUAUGAUACCAUGUAAAUUAAUAGACUAUGCCUAAGUUAUUUAUUAAUUUCUUUCGAGAUAACCAUUUUUUUUUUUUUCUUUUUUUUUUUUUUUUUUUUUCAUAGCUUGUAAGUAGGUUAACUAAUUUUCUGGGCAUAAUAUGCCACAAAAAGUAAAAUUAAGAAUAAAUGGUUAUUGAUAGUUACACGAAGCGAAAUAAAUAUAUCUAAAUAUAUAUAUAUAUAUUAUAUAUUAUAUAUUAUAUAUAUUAUAUGUAUAUGUAUCGAUGACAACACGAACGCUAAAACCAAACAAACUAUCGUUAAUUUUGCUAUUUCGUUUGUGUUGAAAACAAAAGCAAAACAAAAUUUCAAACUGAGAACUCAAAGAACUGAUUACAUUAAAGCAAACAACUUUAACAAACCAAACGAAAACAAAAUAACUUUAGUAUUCUUCAAGGUCAACACACACUCACACACACACUCACAAAAUAUUGAAAAGUUCGUGCGCACUGUCCGAUCAUAAUAGCAAAAAAAAAGGAAGAAGAAGAAAAAUAAAAACAACAAAUA